Arachis duranensis is the source of this 1111-nucleotide messenger RNA. RefSeq names its product tocopherol O-methyltransferase, chloroplastic. The transcript is spliced from 6 exons. The coding region runs from base 16 to 1074 and encodes 352 amino acids. Gene Ontology annotation, biological process: methylation. The record is from RefSeq and is a predicted model, not a curated record. Lineage: Eukaryota; Viridiplantae; Streptophyta; Magnoliopsida; Fabales; Fabaceae. Gene Ontology annotation, molecular function: S-adenosylmethionine-dependent methyltransferase activity.
AAAAUUAUAGGAGGUAUGGCUUUAUUGGCAACUGCUACAGUCGCCUUUAAAACUAUUAAUACUCAAAUUCGCAAUCGCAGUUUUCUACCGCUGCAAAAGCAUCUCUCGCUCUCUUCUUCUCUUUCUUCUUUUUCGUUCUUCAGAACUGUUUCUGGCAGAGCAAUGGAGUUGGAGCGGAAGAAUUCGACAGUGAUUGACGAGAAUGGAGUUCUUAAGAAAGGUAUUGCCGAGUUCUACGACGAGUCCUCUGCUAUUUGGGAGGAUAUUUGGGGAGAUCACAUGCACCAUGGCUUUUACCCUCCCGAUUCUACUGUCUCCCUCUCCGAUCAUCGUGCUGCUCAGAUUCAAAUGAUUGAACAAGCUCUUCGAUUUGCUUCUAUUCCUCUAGAGGAUGAGAGGAAAUGGCCGAAGAAGAUAGUGGAUGUUGGAUGCGGGAUUGGGGGAAGUUCAAGGUAUCUGACCCAAAAAUUUGGAGCUACAGCCGUGGGUAUUACUCUCAGUCCUGUUCAAGUUCAAAGGGCUAAUGCUCUUGCUGCUGCUCAGGGUUUGGCCAACAAGGUUUCGUUUCAAGUGGCAGAUGCUUUAGACCAACCAUUUCCCGAUGGGCAAUUCGAUCUUGUUUGGUCCAUGGAAAGUGGAGAACACAUGCCUGACAAAGCAAAGUUUGUGAGUGAGUUGGCUAGAGUAGCUGCACCGGGUGCCACCAUAAUAAUAGUAACAUGGUGCCACAGAGAUCUUGGCCCUGAUGAAGAAUCCUUAAAGCCAUGGGAAGAAAAACACUUGAAGAAGAUAUGUGAUGCAUUCUAUCUUCCAGCAUGGUGUUCAACUGCUGAUUAUGUUAGAUUGCUUGAGUCCCUAUCAUUACAGGACAUCAAGUCAGAAGAUUGGUCUCCCUAUGUUGCUCCAUUCUGGCCCGCUGUGAUACGGUCAGCAUUAUCAUGGAAGGGUCUUACUUCACUCUUGCGCAGUGGAUUGAAAACCAUAAAAGGAGCUUUGGCUAUGCCAUUGAUGAUAGAAGGAUUCAAGAAGGAUCUAAUUAAGUUUGCGAUCAUUACAUGCAGGAAGCCUGAAUAAGAGGGGGCAGAUCAGUUUAUGAUAGAAUUAAACGGGU